Pelecanus crispus (Dalmatian pelican) is the source of this 1400-nucleotide messenger RNA. Lineage: Eukaryota; Metazoa; Chordata; Aves; Pelecaniformes; Pelecanidae. The record is from RefSeq and is a predicted model, not a curated record.
CUGUCUAUUUACAGGAAUCUACUCUGAAGGAGUUGGCACAGGUGGCACCAUCUGUAAAAGACCAAAGUGUAAGCAGUACACAAAUGGAUGAAGUAACUCCUGCUGCUACUUUUGGGACUACUGUUAAACCAGCAUUAGGAGUAGCUGAAUCUGCAGGACAAGAGAAAUCCAAGCUAGAGAAAGAAAGUGAGCGUGAGGAUAAAUCCAACAGACUGUCUGACAAAGAGAUAGGUGCUGGAGAACACCAUCACUUGCAUCUUUCCAGCUGUCAUGAAUGCCUGCAACUUGAAAACAGUACUAUUGAAUCGGUCAGAUUUGCUUCUGCAGAAAACAUUCCAGAACUUUCAGAUGAUUGCAAUAGCAAACUGGAAGAGAAGAAUGAUGACUGUCUAGCAAGAGGAGUAAAGAGAGUAAACCUUGCUGGAAAGCCCCCUAAUAUAUUGAUUUAUCUUGGCUCUGAAACUGCAAAAGUGGAAUUUGAGCGGGUAAAAUCAAUCCUUCAGGAAUGUAUUGAUUCAGAGAGCUACACCAUCUACCAGCUGCAUGAGGAACAAGUUCUAAAAGCUCCAUGGAUUGAUAAUUCAUUGCUGUUGAUCAUUGCCACAGAGGAACCUAUUUCUGAGGAGAACCACAAACAAUUUAUGAAGUUUUUAUCUAAAGGUGGAAAGAUUCUAGCUUUUUCUUCAUCUUUUACAUUUGGUGGCAUACAAAUAAAGAGAAAAAGCAAACUAAGGAAGACUGUUCGUGAAUUAGUGGUCUCUAAAAUGGACAGCACUGAAAUUACGUUAAAUCUUUUGGUCAGUGGCUGUAUUUUUGAGGAAGUGAUGAAGGAAGAUACCAGCAAAGUGAAGACAUUGAGUCAAUUAAAUAACGCUGAUAAAGAUACAGUUAUUGUUCAUCUGACUUACGGAGACAGUGGAGGAGAAGCCAUUCUUUCUCAGGCACACUUGGAACUGGAUAUCAAUUCUAUGGAUGUCCAGACUGAAGAGGAUUUUAAUUUGCUUAAGAUAAGCAAUACCAAGAGAUAUGAAGUUCUCAAGGAAAUCCUGAUAUCGCUUGGCCUGAGUUGUGAAUUAAGCGAAAUUCCUACGUUAACACCUAUUUACCUUCUCUCUUCUGAUGAGGAAAUCCAUCUUGCUUUUCUGAAAUGGCUUGAGGGAAAUGUGGAUGCUGAAGGAUUAAGAGCAUCCAGCAAGGUGUCUCUUAAAUUUGUUUCAUCCUGUGAAUCAAAAAUGGAGAUAACUCCAUCUCUCAUGCAAGUCAUCACUGAGAUGGGAAGCUUCUCAUCAGAACAUUUCAGCCUGAAGACAUAUCAACAGAAUCUUCAAACAAAGAAGCUUGGAAAGAUUAUUCUUUUUACUGAAGUUACCACAACAACAAUGAAUCUUCUAGAUGGGUAA